CCCUUCCAACCCUGAUAUUCUAUGAUUCUAUGAUUCUAUAUCUGACUACCUUUCAGAGGUGCGUUAAGGGAGAUGACUAACAUCUAUCACAUACAGUUUUUACUUUUCUUCUCCCCGCCCUGGGGGAAAUUGUGUGAAAAGUGUAGUUUGGAGGGAGGUGGGGUUGUUUUCCUUUAAAAUAAAUUAUAUGUGCUCUGUGUUAUAUGUUUAUGUUAGCCAAGACAAAGUUUGAGAAGUGCGCCUUGCACUUGUAGCAAAAGGUGGUGAUAUUUGAGGUGGUUCUUAUUUCCUGUGGAAAUGUGCUCCAUGAUCCCAGACUGGCCCCGAAAAAGCUCCAUCUCCUGUAUAGACGAGUUUUGUCCUUGUGGUAGAAAGUUCCAUUGUGCCAAAGAAGUGGAGUUGUUGGUCACAUGGCCUGAUUCUGGCACUUUAGGCAAUCUCUUUGGUAUUGUGGGGCCAGGCAUGGAGCACCAUAAAGAUAGGAACUGAGAUCUUUAAUUUGACCUGGCAUUCUAUAGGGAGCCAGUACAGUGAGUGGAGGACUGGUGUGAGGUGCUUAUGGCAGCCUGUGUUGCCGAGGAGACAGGCUGCAUCGUUCUGUAGUAGUUGGAGUGUCCUGAGGCUGAUGGCUUCAUACCCUGCUAAAAAGCAUUGCUAGACCAGCCAAGAGGUGACAAAAGUGUGUAUAUGUGAGGCCAAAUGAUCACCCACUGGGAUGAGAUGGAGUGGCCUAGCCAUAAAUGGUAGAAUAUGUUUCUUCUGGCCUUUGUUAUGUGGGAGGUAAGUGUCCGAGAGCAACGCAGGAGCACUCAUACCGAGCCACUGAGCAGGCUGUCCUGUUACAUUGCUCCUGUUCAUGUUGAUGCUUUUACUGACUCUAAAAGCUCAUUUCACUGAGGUACAAAUCCCAAUAUUCAUCUCAGUUCACUAACCCCAUCUCUGGAAUUUCUAUCCCAUAACCCACCAGAAAUGAGUGAGCAGUCAGUGACCUAUGUGGACCUCAGAUUUCAUACUCCUGCAGAGCAGAAGAGAAAACGAAGACCAAAGCACACCAGGAUCAUAGAAACCAGCGAGCAGGAAAUAACCUACUCUGAUCUGAAGUUUCACACUCCUUCAAAGCAGCAGAGGCAACAAAGACCUACAAGUGUAGAGAGCAAAGAAUCUCCUUCUCCAUCUUCACCAUGGCUCAUUACAGUGAUUCUGGGGCUCCUCUGCCUGGCUUUGCUAGUAACUGCAGGGGUUUUGGGUGACAAGUUUCUCCAGGCUUCCCAUCAAGUAAGAAGACUCAAUGAGGAAUUUAUCCAGAAACAGGCUAUUCUGAAAAACUUCACACAAUUGCAGAAAACCCUGAAAAACUGUACUCAGCAAAGAGAUGAUCUCCAAGCCAAUAACACAGAACUCUCAAAUGCUGUGAAUAGGGAAGGUAUCGAUCAGAGAUCACUCUUCUGUUAUAUCCUUUAUGGAGAUAAAUGCAGCUCUUGCCCUGAGGGCUGGAUACAGCAUAGAAGGAAGUGUUACCAUUUUACACAUGAAAGGAGCUCCUGGGAGAAGAGUCGAGAAUACUGCUCGUCUCACAGCUCCAGACUGCUGAGGAUAGAGAACAAGGAAGAAUUGGAUUUCAUAAACAGACUGGCGUAUUUUCACUGGAUUGGACUAUUCCGUACGGGAGCUGCUACAAGCUGGAUGUGGGAGGAUGGCACAGCUUAUUCCACUGAGCUGUUCCAAGUAAAGAGGAAAGAGCCUGGAGCAUCCUGUGCACUUUUGAAGGCAGGAGAAGCCACCUCCUAUAAUUGUACUGAACAAUAUCGCUGUAUUUGUGAGAAGAACGCUGCUUAGCUGAAGCCUGCUGAACAACACAAGAAGAUCACAGCAUCCGUCAGACACAUAUCCUGGGAUGUUCCAAAGAGAAAGAGAAAUCACAACCCCUUCGAUUUGCUGUGUUACCAUUCAGACUGAUGGCUGCAGUUUCAGGUGAUAAAACACACAGCAGACUGUCAAGAAGCAGGGCAGAAACCCCAAACUGGAAUCUUCUCCAGCCAACCAGAGCACUCCCACCAUACUGAAUGACUGUCAUUCCCAUUUGGGUUGAUAAGAGUUGAUUUCAGAGGCCAUUAGUGCAAAUAUUAAUAAAUACUUUGUAAAAAAUAUAGAGUGUUGUUUGUGCACUGGGUGUUUUAUGGAAAAAUACAAUUUGCCCCAAAGAGCUUACAGUGUAAAUUCAAACAAAAUACAAUCAAUGAGGCUCAUACAGAGACAAAAGAGGAAUGGGAGAGGAAGAGAUUCACCAUCUUGGUGACUGGGGAUUGAGCUGGGGAUGUCUAGAGCUAAAAGCCUGAGUUAGAGAAAUAAUUCCCCAGCUGGCAGCUGUAACACACUCACAUACUCUGUGGGUUGGGCACACAGGGGUAUGUGUCACUCACACUGAACAAAUAUCAGAGGGGUAGCCGUGUUAGUCUGAAUCUGUAAAAAGCAACAGAGGGUCCU
Messenger RNA from Chrysemys picta bellii (western painted turtle), 2484 nucleotides. NCBI's taxonomy places the organism in Eukaryota, Metazoa, Chordata, Testudines, Emydidae. The record is from RefSeq and is a predicted model, not a curated record.